Molecule: messenger RNA, 375 nt
Organism: Boeremia exigua
Lineage: Eukaryota; Fungi; Ascomycota; Dothideomycetes; Pleosporales; Didymellaceae
Exons: 1
Coding region: 1-375 (124 amino acids)
Source: RefSeq, a predicted model, not a curated record
AUGCGUUCCUUCCAGGCCGUCAUCGUCUUCCUCUUUGCGCUCGUCGCCGGCGUCUUCGCUGCCGAGACUGAGUCCUACGACGCCACCGUCUACAUCACCUCAACUGUCUACCGCGUCAACACCGUCACCAUGUCUGGCUCCGCUCCCAGCAGUGCCGCCAACUCGACCACCACCAUCACUGCGCCCAGCUACGCCGCCCCCUCUGUCACCAGCGCCUACGGCACCGGCAACAGCACUGGCACUGGCGCCAUCAUCAAGCCCACUGGUAACGCGACCACGCCCGCCACUCCCGAGUUCACCGGCGCCGCAUCCAGCCUGAAUGCGCCCGCGCUCGUCGCUGCGCUCGCCGCUGGUCUUGGCUUCCUCGUCCUGUAA